Diaporthe batatas is the source of this 3067-nucleotide messenger RNA. RefSeq lists its product as uncharacterized. The transcript is spliced from 3 exons. NCBI's taxonomy places the organism in Eukaryota, Fungi, Ascomycota, Sordariomycetes, Diaporthales, Diaporthaceae. The record is from RefSeq and is a predicted model, not a curated record. Bases 123 to 773 code for a protein of 216 amino acids.
AGCACAUGCAGCUGGUGCUCUCGCGCCCCGAGUCCGUUUCCGGGUUGGCCUCUGUCUCUCCCCAUCGCCAUAACCAGCUCUGAGCAUCGGGUCAAAUUACUUUUUUUUUAUCUGUAGUGAACAUGGUGCUCCUCACAUCCUCACAAGUGUCUAUUGCGCUCUCCUCGGCCAUCGUCAUCUCAUGUACUACGGCUCUUUUCCUCAGCGGCUAUGUGAUCCAGCAGCGCACAGUGGGACACCUCCGUGCCGCAAUAAGGCCGAAUCCGUCGCCACAGAUUUACAUUCCAGACCGCUUUAGGGAGGACACCACAGAGCUCGCGGACGGGACAAUAGUGGUCUUGGACGAGUAUAACCGGCCGGUAAGACAGCGGAUUACUGUUCCCGGGAAGCCAGAUGGCCGGAAACAUGUCGUAGGUGAUGGCGAGGUCGGUGAGGUCGCUGUUGAAGUCCACGAGACUCCGAUAGAGUCACCCGACGAGCAGCAGCAACAAAGAGUACUGGCGAUUGAAACGCUACGGCAGGAGACGGAGGACGCAGAGGCAAAAGAGCCGAAACAAGAAGCAGAGAAGGCGUCUGUGCAGACAAAACCACAGCCGGCUCCAUGGGAGACGAGGGCUGAGGGAGAGCAGACCCCCAGAGAAGACACCGAACUUUCCGAGGACGAGGCACUAAAGCCUGUCAGCAGGGCGGAGAGGAGGCGGCUGAUAAAGGAGGAGAUUAUGAGGCUGGCACAGGGUGAUGAACCUGUCUAUUACCAGCGCCGGCUGUAUUGAUCUGAUCGGCUGGUGGCCACGGUGUUAUUCCAGCCGCGAGACUAGAGACAAUGGUUUGGAGCAUGAUUAUACCUGGGUGGAAUAGAAUGGUGCAAGUGUUAUUCAAUGCUCAGCGUCUGGGAUAGCUGAACUCAAGUGCUGACACACAGCGUUCAUUUACAAUAGCCAAAACAAAUCACUCGACGACCAACACGCGAUCAAAUAAUUUGCGGACCAACUUUUUUUGGCUUCAGUUUGCCUGACAUUCUCAUUGUGAGCGCUGUCGCGGCCUGGUCUCCUGAGGACAACUACAUAUUGACCGUCGCAUGCUCAAAUCGACCAACCACGAACCACCAUACCGUCGCUGAAUGCACGCCGGGUAUCCCCCACAGUGCCAUAUAAAAUUACCAUGCAAUCCAAACACCAGUCCAGCCGCUGUUCAUCACGGCCCCAAUCCAUCAAUGUCGAUCUUGACUUGCAGUGGUCUGGGGCGCCGUGACGGCCCCCGGUACUUUUCCUGAGCCCUUUGACCAAAAUGAGCUCCCGAACGCCGUUGGUUUCUAUGAUUUAGAUCGUUGGCGGCCAACUACGUUUGCUUGUUGACGCCAUGCUUUCGAAAAACGUAUAAUAUGCGGUGGCUCGGUUAUCUGUGUCGUGAAGAAGAGUCCACCCGGAUAGACCUUGACGAUCCAUCGUGGCUUCGGUGGUGAUGUUUCCUCGGCGCCUCAACGGCUGAGCUGCUCUUUCGGUACUUGUCCUCGGGAAGGAUCCCAUCUGAGAGGGACGCGCCGCUCUUCAGAGCCAGACAGAGCUUGCACCGGUCACCGAAGCGGUUGACAACAUUGUGGCAGUUGACAGAGCCCUGGAAGGAAGACUAUGAAGACAUUUUGUAUUGAUUAAAAUGGUACGUAAAAGACCUUGGGAGCGAAUUCAGAUCAACUGAAUGCAGAGUGGGGUUGGCGAGAUAGGCAGAACCAAGAGGACAAAGGCGAGGUACUUCGUACAAUGCGAGGACGACUGUCCGAGUUGACGAAAGCGUUGAGAGGCCGGGAGGUUGGGGACUUGUGAAUGAGCCGGUUGAUAUUAUCUGGAGACAGAGACAAAGAGGCGAGGGGAAGUGGAAAAGAUCAACGAGCAAAGCUUUAUAUUCCUCUCGAGUCGAGCUAUAGAGAUAUGGUGCCCAGGUGGUAGCGGGCAUGGCCAUGGCCAGUCAGAGCCCUGGAGCUUAGUGACCGGGUAGUCCAAGACAGGUCGACAAAGCAAACAACUCGCAAAUCAUGUUCGAAACCCCGAGCUUAAGCUUCGUCCCCUGCCGGCCCCCUGGCGAGCCUGGGGUAACCCGUCUUUGGCAAGACGCAGGCAGGAGGUUUAUCUCGACAUUUGACUUUUCAGCAGCUUCGUAUCUUCCCCAUACCAUCUCCGCCGGGCGGUGACAAGCUGCAACGGUGCGCGCGGCAGAGCCAGACAGCCAGAGAAGCCCGCCCUCGGACCCUCAUCUCGUCCUCCUGGUGCGUGCCUGCUGGUGCGGUGCAGCCACCAGUCACCACGCCGGCUCGCGGCGGUCCAGCUCUCUGUCCUCGCCCCGGGACCAAGGUGCCAAUGCCAGUGCCAACCCAGUGCCAACCACCACUUGUGACGGCUACGGCACCAUGGCGGCUGGCAAUCCUCGGAUUGCAUGGGCGUCGGGGCACCUCUCACGGACCGAGACUCGGCAGCACUGCGGACUAGGGACGGGCUGCGUAACAAAAGAUAUUCUUGGAAAUGACACAGCAGCCUCUUGUUGCCGGCUGUCGUGGGUGUGCUGCCCGGCCAUCAAUCAGAUCGUCGUAUUGAGCGCCUUCAUUCAAGGCCUGUCAAUGGGCAUGAAGCCGCCCACCGGCCUGGAUUCCCUUUGGGACAUUUGCCCCGACAUCAACCGGCAUCCCGCCACGGCCGUCUCGUCUGAAGCCUGGCCCAUCAGCUACCUGCUCGGUUUCGCCUCGAGUUUCGUCGGCUAGCGAGCCGAGAAGAUCAGGGCAGACACAGCACGCUUGAGGACGGCCCUGUGGCUUCACUCGAGGCACGCAGCCGAGACUGGGUUCGUCGGAAAACUCUGGCUGGACAGGCUGGACAGGCUGGAACCUCCAGAAGCCUAGACCUCGCCGCUGCAUGGAGCCUCCUGGGCCUGCAUCACACCCUGCGACUGGGCUGAACCCAGCAGGCCGGGAUGACGUUCCGAGCCAGUCAGACGCACGGAGAGCUCCCUGGUCCGACGUCAGGAAUGGCGCCCACUACAGCCCACGGGUGAUGGCUGGUGCGGAGCGCAUGCGGUUGUG